Cladophialophora yegresii CBS 114405 is the source of this 897-nucleotide messenger RNA. Its product is annotated as succinate dehydrogenase [ubiquinone] iron-sulfur subunit, mitochondrial. Gene Ontology annotation, molecular function: electron transfer activity; 2 iron, 2 sulfur cluster binding. NCBI's taxonomy places the organism in Eukaryota, Fungi, Ascomycota, Eurotiomycetes, Chaetothyriales, Herpotrichiellaceae. The record is from RefSeq and is a predicted model, not a curated record. The coding region runs from base 1 to 897 and encodes 298 amino acids. The transcript is spliced from 3 exons. Gene Ontology annotation, cellular component: mitochondrial membrane. Gene Ontology annotation, biological process: tricarboxylic acid cycle; respiratory electron transport chain; aerobic respiration.
AUGGCAGCUCUUCGCACAGCGUUGCGCCUGGCUGCGCCGACACGAGCUGCACUCCGACCUUCCUUCGCCGCACGAUCGUAUGCCACCGUGACGAAAGAAAGCGCCUACGAUCUCAGCGCCAGCCGGCCUCCUAUUAACGAAUCGAAGACCAGCACCGUGCAAGAACCGAGACCUGACAAGGAUGCGAAGAUCAAGACAUUCCACGUUUACAGGUGGAACCCUGACGAGCCGACCUCGAAGCCUCGGAUGCAAAGCUAUACCUUGGACUUGAACAAGACCGGUCCCAUGAUGCUGGAUGCGCUGAUUCGGAUCAAGAACGAGGUGGAUCCUACGCUGACAUUUCGCCGAAGCUGCCGGGAGGGUAUCUGUGGUAGCUGUGCCAUGAAUAUCGAUGGCGUCAACACUCUGGCUUGCCUGUGCCGCAUUCCCACAGACACAGCCAAGGAAUCUCGAAUUUAUCCCUUGCCGCACACAUAUGUCGUGAAGGACCUGGUCCCCGAUUUGACGCAGUUCUACAAGCAAUAUAAAUCGAUCAAGCCCUUCUUGCAAAGAGACACGAAGUCACCAGAUGGCAAGGAGAACCGACAAUCACCAGCCGACCGAAAGAAGUUGGAUGGUCUCUACGAAUGCAUUCUGUGCGCUUGUUGCUCAACCUCCUGCCCGUCAUACUGGUGGAACAGUGACCAGUACCUUGGACCCGCCAUUCUCCUCCAAUCGUAUCGCUGGCUCGCUGAUUCUCGGGACGAGCGCAAGGCUGAGCGCAAGGAGGCAUUGGAGAACAGCAUGAGCUUGUACCGAUGCCAUACCAUUUUGAACUGUUCAAGAACAUGCCCGAAGGGAUUGAACCCGGCAAAGGCUAUUGCUGAGAUCAAGAAGAGCAUGGCUUUUGCUUCAUGA